AUGGGUCGCCGACCAGCUCGUUGCUACCGCUACUGCAAGAACAAGCCGUACCCGAAGUCCAGGUACAACCGUGGUGUCCCGGAUCCCAAGAUCCGUAUCUUCGACCUUGGUAGGAAACGUGCCUUCGUGGACGACUUCCCCUUCUGCUGCCACCUCGUCUCCGAUGAGUAUGAACAGCUCUCCUCAGAAGCCCUGGAAGCUGCUCGUAUUUGCGCCAACAACAUACGUCCACCAAGGACUAGCGGAAGGAUUCUUUCCAUCUCCGUGUUCGCGUGCACCCCUUCCAUGUUCAUUCGGAUUAACAAGAUGUUGAGUUGUGCUGGAGCUGAUCGGAAAGCCCUAUGGUCCGUUGCACGGGUCAACAUUGGACAGAUCAUCUUGUCCAUCCGAUGCAAGGAUGCUAACGCCCCUGUCAUCAUGGAAGCACUUCGCCGUGCCCGGUACAAGUUCCCUGGCCGCCAGAAGAUCAUUGUUUCUAAGAAGUGGGGUUUCACUAACGUCGACAAGGCGGAUUACCUCAAGCUCAAGGCGGAAGAAGAAGGUGUUGCAGUUGAGGACGGUGCCUAUGUGCAGUUCAUUAGGCCCAAGGGCCCUCUUGAGCAGAACCUGAAGAACCAGCUGAGGGCGUAA
This is a messenger RNA of Desarmillaria tabescens, 630 nucleotides long. Its product is annotated as ribosomal protein L10e/L16. The transcript has 4 exons. Gene Ontology annotation, biological process: translation; ribosomal large subunit assembly. NCBI's taxonomy places the organism in Eukaryota, Fungi, Basidiomycota, Agaricomycetes, Agaricales, Physalacriaceae. Gene Ontology annotation, molecular function: structural constituent of ribosome. Gene Ontology annotation, cellular component: cytosolic large ribosomal subunit; ribosome. Bases 1 to 630 code for a protein of 209 amino acids. The record is from RefSeq and is a predicted model, not a curated record.